Messenger RNA from Peronospora belbahrii, 408 nucleotides. The record is from the annotation of a GenBank genome assembly. Lineage: Eukaryota; Oomycota; Peronosporomycetes; Peronosporales; Peronosporaceae.
AUGGAAGACGACACGCAUAACAAUGAAAACACAGAGAUCGAUGUAGCUGAGGCACCGACGGCUAAGGACCAGCAUGUUGCUGCUGCUUCCUCGGACGAGACCGAGGAGUCUGGACCAGUUGCUGACGAGCAAACAGAGCCGAGUGAGAGCAAGGAGGAAACUCCGACGGCUAAGGACGACGGGGAUGAGGUGAAACCAGCCGAACCCACGGCUGAGAGCGUCCAAGACAAGGCAGAGGUACAAGCUUUACCCAUCCGCGCAUACUUGGAUCAGACAGUAGUGCCAAUUUUGCUGCAGGGCAUGUCAGCGCUUGUAAAAGAGCGUCCACCGAAUCCAAUCGAGUGGUUGGCAUCCUAUCUCAUCAAGAACAACCCACAAAACACUAAUGCAGAAAGCGAAGCGAAGUGA